This is a messenger RNA of Melitaea cinxia (Glanville fritillary), 2178 nucleotides long. RefSeq lists its product as uncharacterized. The transcript is spliced from 12 exons. NCBI's taxonomy places the organism in Eukaryota, Metazoa, Arthropoda, Insecta, Lepidoptera, Nymphalidae. The coding region runs from base 1 to 1998 and encodes 665 amino acids. Gene Ontology annotation, molecular function: amino acid transmembrane transporter activity. The record is from RefSeq and is a predicted model, not a curated record. Gene Ontology annotation, cellular component: plasma membrane. Gene Ontology annotation, biological process: amino acid transport.
AUGAGCAAGCUAAGCGUGCUGGGAGGCGGUGAGGCAUGUGGCGCAAGAUGGACUCUAGGGGCACUACUCCUGGCCCCUCUUGCCGCUGCAAACUCGAGCUACUGUGCCGUACCCGCAGUCCUUCUAUUAGGCAGUUUUACCAUUUUAGCAACAUUUACCUGUCGAGAUCUAAAUAAAUUAGCAGAAUUUUUACCGCCUUCAAAAACAGCAAGAGGUCGAAGAGAGAGAAAUCUACGAUCCUUUGGUGAUUUUAUGGCAAAGUGGAUGUGUUUUCUCUCUCAUCUGGUAGCAGUUGCUGUAUGCGCUAGGAUUCUUAGCGCAACAGCUGACCAUGUUACUGGUGGGAGGACGAGACGGUGGUUGUUUGGAUAUGAAACUAGAUCCCUGGGAGAACCGUGGCCUGAUGUAUUGGGAGUAACGGUUGUGAUGGUCGUAUGCGCUAUGUUUAUGUGUGGGCUAGAGGAAAGUAUGAUGUUUACUUUCAUGCUACUAAUUGUUCUUUAUAUAUUUAGUCAAUGCUUUGCUAUAUUCGGAUUAAUAAAUCUAGAUAUAACGAAUAUAAAAAUACCAAUUCCUAUCACUAUUUAUGAGCUGUUCGCUGCAGGUGCCCCGAUAUCGUAUGCUUUUUGCGUUGUAUCACCACCGAAAGAAAAUGAGACAAUGAAAAAAAAAUUGAUCGUCAUGGUUAUUUUACCAACGUUUGCGCUCAGCAGUUUAUGUUUUCUUUACACAAAUAUGCUAAAAGGGACAAGUAUUGAUGCUGCGUUACCCGUUACUACGUUAUUGGAAGCAAGAGCGGCAGGUUGGAUAUGUCCUGUAUUGGCUGCUAUUACUGUGGCGGGAGUUUGUUUAGCAUUGACUGAACUGUGUCCAAUACUUUUCUCCGUGCUAGUUGCCUUAGCUUCACCAGAAUGGAAGGUAUUAACACGGUCAAUGACCUAUGAAAGCACCACUACUGGAAGCCCAGUAUUAGCUGUUUUUACUGCAGGGAGUCUAUCAGCGAUUCUUGCGUUUGCAUGUCCUUUGUCGCAUAUGAUAACACUUAUGAACGCUAGUCAUUUAUUAAGCGUUACUAUACAGGCGUUUCAUUUUAUCAUCAUGCAGUGUGUACCAACAGCUGAACAAAUGGAGGCUGGAGAUGUAGAGUAUAAAAGACUUGGUAACGAAAAUCCGUCACGAGCUGCAAAAUCGUCUGAAAGAAAAGCCAAGCGUGGCUUAUGGUUUAUACCAUCUGCUAUUCGUCAUACAAAGACACUGGAAAGUAUAAAAUCAAAAGUAGCAAAAGACACCGAAGAUCGGGAAUGUUUACUUCUUGAUGAAUAUUCAGGUUGCCCGACAGAUGAUAUUGAUCAAGGUAUAAGUGGAAGUAGCGGCACAAGAGGUCUAACAUUGGCUGAAGAAGAAGAUAUUCCUUCGGAUUUAGAAGCAAGUGAUGGGGAAAUAUCUUCGGGUGAUGAUUCUACCGAUAUUGAUGCGGUAGUUAAGGAAUAUAGAGAUAGAAUACAGGUGGUAACAGCUAUACCUGAAGCUAACUUGCCCAUCCCACCGUCUAUGCGAGGAGCUCGCUGGUCAGCAGUCGGAGCCCUGAUACAAAUUCUAGCAGAUGCGUUCAUUGCUGUUGCUUUCUGUGACGAAGCUGUUAGAGUACCAAUGAUUAUUACGGGGAUAUUAUUGUGGCUAAGCGGCACUCUUAUAUGUACGUGGCAACCUAGUCAUAGUAUUGGUGUAAAACGACUUCAAAAAUUGCAAGGACCAGUCACCAUGAUGUUAUCACUACUUUUCCUCACCCCAUUACUUAUUAGUUCUUGGCCUGCAAUAAUUCUCUUCGCUGGAGCUGGAGUUGUAAUUUACGCUCGUUGUGAACGGUGGUGUGGGGAUCUCGCAGUGCAACAAGCCAGGAAUACUCUCGAAAGACGCAAAAUACGACGUGUUCCAUCUGCCGUGCCUCUAACUGGCACCCGUGUCACCCAUAUCGAUACUGUAUAUAUUGCUAGAUGACAAGAAGAUGACUCAGACACGAGUCUGGAUAAUCUGAUAGAUGAUGAAGUGGACCCGGAUGCUGACGCCGAAUGACAUGCACAGAAAACGAUAAUUAUCGUUACCGAAUAGAAAGUUUUUGUUAAGACGCUGUUGUGUAGAAGAAAUAAAUUAUAGCUACCAUUAACCAAUCCUAAAAAA